CGGCGCUCGCGGUGGCGGCGCUGCUGGGGGCCUGCUGCGGCCCGAGCCGGGGGGAGAUUUGCGGGAGCAUGGACAUCCGGAAUAACCUGACUCGGUUGAAUAGGCUUGAGAACUGCACUGUGAUCGAGGGCCACUUGCAAAUAUUGCUGAUGUUUAAAACCAAGCCUGAAGAUUUCCGUGAGCUCAGCUUUCCCAAACUGACUAUGAUUACGGACUACUUACUGCUUUUUCGGGUAUAUGGCUUAGAGAGUUUAAAGGGGCUUUUUCCCAACCUCACUGUGAUUCGAGGAACUCAUCUCUUCUUUAACUAUGCUCUGGUCAUUUUUGAGAUGGUUCACUUGAAAGAGAUUGGCCUUUAUAAUCUGAUGAACAUUACUCGAGGUGCAGUGCGGAUCGAGAAGAACAAUGAACUGUGUUACUUGUCCACAAUUGACUGGUCUAGGAUUUUAGACUCUGUGGAAGACAAUUACAUCGUUGCCAACAAGGAUGACACAGAAGAGUGUGGAGAUGUGUGUCCAGGAACUGUGAAAGGAAAAAGCAACUGCCCACCUACUGUAAUAAAUGGCAUUUUCAUUGAACGCUGCUGGACCCAUGAUCACUGUCAAAGAGUUUGUCCACCUGCUUGUAAGUCACAAGGCUGCACCUCUGAUGGUCAGUGCUGUCACAGCGAAUGCCUGGGCAACUGCUCGGAGCCCAACAAUCCUGAGAAGUGUGUGGCUUGCCGUAACUUUUACCUUGAUGGCACGUGUGUGGAGACCUGCCCAGCCAAUUACUACCGCUUUGAGGGGUGGCGUUGCGUGACCUUCAGCUUCUGCCAGGAGCUGCACAACAAGUGUAAAAAUGCCAGGGAAUCCGGGUGCCAUGUUAUUCACAACAAUGAGUGUGUUCAUGAGUGCCCAUCGGGAUACAUCAUGAACUCCAGCAACCUGCACUGUUCUCCAUGUGCAGGGCCCUGUCCGAAGGUUUGUGACUACAGCAAGGAGAAGAUAAUUGAUUCAGUGACAUCUGCACAGGAGCUUCGUGGCUGCACCAUCAUUAAUGGAAGUUUAGUCAUAAACAUCCGUGGAGGAAAUAACAUAGCAGCUGAGCUUGAAGCGAAUCUUGGCUUGAUUGAAGAAAUCUCAGGUUACCUAAAAAUUCGCCGCUCCUAUGCCUUGGUUUCUCUUUCUUUUUUUCGUAAGCUACAUCUGAUUAAAGGGGAGACGUUAGAAGCUGGGAAUUACUCCUUCUAUGCCCUCGACAAUCAGAACCUGCGCCAGCUCUGGGACUGGAGCAAACACAACCUCAGCAUAGCAAGGGGGAAGCUCUUCUUUCAUUAUAACCCCAAACUGUGCUUGUCAGAAAUCCACAAAAUGGAGGAGAUCUCUGGGACUAAGGGACGUCAGGAGAGGAAUGACAUAGCCCUGAAGACAAAUGGCGACCAAGCCUCUUGUGAAAAUGAAUUGCUGAAGUUUUCGUCUAUCAGAACAUCUCAUGAUAAGAUCCUACUAAAGUGGGAGCCGUACUGGCCACCUGACUUCCGUGAUCUCCUAGGAUUUAUGCUUUUUUACAAGGAAGCUCCAUACCAGAAUGUGACAGAGUUUGAUGGACAAGAUGCCUGUGGAUCAAAUAGUUGGACAGUGGUUGAUGUUGACCCUCCCCCACGGUCAAAUGAGCCGAAAGCUCAGGCCCAGCCAGGGUGGCUCCUGCGGGGGUUGAAGCCAUGGACUCAGUAUGCUGUGUUCGUUAAGACGCUGGUCACCUUCUCGGACGAACGAAGGACAUAUGGUGCAAAGAGCGAAAUUAUCUACGUCCAGACCAAUGCUACUGUUCCCUCAGUCCCGUUAGAUCCAAUAUCGGUUUCCAACUCUUCGUCCCAGAUCAUUCUGAAGUGGAAGCCGCCCUCUGAGCCAAAUGGGAACAUCACACACUACCUGGUGUUCUGGCAGAAGCAGCUGGAGGACAGUGAGCUUUUUGAACUUGACUACUGCCUGAAGGGACUAAAAUUGCCUUCGAGGACUUGGUCUCCCCCUUUUGAAUCUGAAGACCCUCAUAAAUAUAAUCAAAGUGAAAACGAGGACAUCAAUGGAGAAUGUUGUUCCUGUCCAAAAACUGACUCUCAAAUACAGAAGGAGCAGGAAGAGUCUGCCUUCCGCAAAAUGUUUGAGAACUAUCUCCACAAUGAGGUGUUUGUCCCCAGGCCAUCACGAAAACGAAGAGAUCUUGGCAGUGUGGCUAAUGCCACUGUGGUGGUACCCACCAUCCCAUCUUCGUUGAAUACCUCCUCUGCAAUAGCACCUGAAAAUGUAGAGGAACAGAAAUGUUUUGAGAGAGUUACGUCUGAGUCCUUGGUUAUCUCAGGUCUGCGGCAUUUUACAGGGUAUCGCAUUGAGAUCCAUGCUUGUAAUCAUGAUGCCCAAGAAUCGCGGUGCAGUGUCGCAGCAUAUGUUAGUGCCAGAACCAUGCCAGAAGCAAAGGCUGAUGACAUUGUUGGUCCAGUUACCCAUGAGCUGGUCGAAAAAAAUGCUGUUCAUUUGAAGUGGCAGGAGCCAAAGGAGCCGAAUGGGCUAAUUGUGCUAUAUGAAGUGAAUUAUGGGCGUCUUGGGGAGCCAGAGGAGGCACACUACUGCGUUUCUCGUAAGCAGUUUGCUAAUGAACAGGGCUGUAAAUUACGUGGACUACAGCCUGGAAACUACAGCAUCCGAAUCCGAGCCACCUCGCUGGCAGGAAAUGGGUCAUGGACAGAGCCCUCAUAUUUCUACGUGGCUGAUUAUUUGAACCCUCAGUCUAAUAUUGCUGUUGUUGUUGUCCCAAUCAUUUUUUGCAUAAUAAUUGCUGGAAUUAUUGGAGCUGCCUACGUAUUUGUGAAAAAGAGACAAACUGAAGGACCAACUGGGCCACUCUAUGCAUCCUCUAACCCGGAGUACCUGAGUGCCAGUGAUGUUUAUGUGCCUGAUGAAUGGGAGGUCCCACGAGACAAGAUUAACCUUCUCCGAGAGCUCGGGCAAGGCUCCUUUGGGAUGGUGUAUGAAGGGAUAGCCAAAGACAUAGUGAAAGGGGAUCCAGAGACUCGAGUAGCUGUGAAAACCGUUAAUGAAUCUGCCAGCCUCCGGGAGCGCAUUGAGUUUCUGAAUGAAGCUUCUGUAAUGAAAGGGUUCAACUGCCAUCACGUGGUUCGCCUCCUAGGGGUGGUCUCAAAAGGACAACCCACACUGGUUGUCAUGGAACUGAUGGCACAUGGAGAUAUGAAAAGUUACCUUCGCUCCCUGAGACCUGAUGCUGAGAAUAACCCUGGCCGUCCCCCACCAACUCUCAGAGAGAUGAUCCAGAUGGCUGCAGAGAUUGCAGAUGGUAUGGCUUACCUGAAUGCCAAAAAGUUUGUCCACAGAGAUCUUGCAGCCCGUAACUGUAUGGUUGCAGAAGAUUUUACUGUAAAAAUUGGAGACUUUGGCAUGACCAGAGACAUCUAUGAGACCGACUAUUACCGUAAAGGAGGCAAAGGGCUGCUGCCUGUGAGGUGGAUGGCACCCGAAUCUCUAAAGGAUGGUGUCUUUACUGCUUACUCAGAUGUGUGGUCAUUUGGAGUUGUCCUUUGGGAGAUAAGUAGUUUGGCGGAGCAGCCAUACCAGGGACUCUCUAAUGAACAGGUGCUAAAAUUUGUAAUGGAUGGAGGAUACCUGGAUCAGCCAGACAACUGUCCAGAGAGACUGCACAGCCUGAUGCAGAUGUGCUGGCAGUACAACCCCAAAAUGCGCCCUACCUUCAUCGAGAUCAUUGAGAUGCUGAAGGAGGACUUGCACCCCAGCUUCCAGGAGGUGUCAUUCUUUUAUAGUGAAGAAAACAAACCUCCCGAGACAGAGGAGUUUGAAAUGGACUUUGAGAACAUGGAGAGCAUACCCCUUGACCCUUCCUCCUAUUCGCAGAGGGACAAAGUACUGGGGCGGGACAAUGGGCCCUCCAUGGGCCUCAAGGGGAACUAUGAAGAGCAUAUACCUUACACUCACAUGAACGGUGGCAAGAAAAACGGGCGGAUUCUGUCCAUGCCUAGGUCGAGCCCUUCCUAACAUCUCCUGUUUGGCCCAAGGGUUGUGUCUUUGCUUUUCCCCUCCGUGAAUCUCAGGACUCUUGUUGUUGCUGCCACAGCGUAUGACAUACAACUACAAACUCUUUGUUCAGAUUUUUAAUCAUCCUAUGAUUAAGAGACUUUUUUUGACAAGCUGAGUGGUUGUUAAUUGACUUAUCUGUGAACAUAAAUGGAAAAGGUUUCCAUGGUGGCUGUCCCUUCUGUAGCCAUGGUUCAAAACAGGAACUGACCUUGUAAAUUAGGUUGAAAGAAGAGAAUCCACGUUUGGCAACAAAGGAAAUGAAAAUCAAUGAUGUCUGAGCUACAUUAUAAAAGUGCAGAACAAAACUUCUGCAGGACAUAAAUGUUCUCAGCAGAAUUCCAAGCUUUAUGGCAUCCUCUUCAGAAGCAUUUCUUUCACUACAGCCGAAGGAUUUUAACACCCAUCAAUUGGACACGCCAUUUCCUCAGAUUGACCAAUAGCUGCUGCUUUCAUACUUUUUUAAUGAGUUAAAUCCGAGUGUGUGUGUGUGUGCGCGCAGUAUAUAUACAUGGGGUGUAUAUAUAUACAAAUAUACACUUCUUUUGUACAUAAGUUUUGUAUGUUCUCACAGAAGCUUUCCUCUUCUUGGAAGUGUGUACUUUUUCCCAGUUUCCUAGAGUGAUUGAACCCUAAACAGAUUAUUUUUGUACUAAGGACUCUUGGGAGUAGUUUUCUCUCAUUAGCAUAUGAGGAAAAAUAUGCUAGGAGCCAAAGGAGUAGAAAUCUGAGAUUUGUGGCUACUUUCAAGACCAAACAAAACAGGAACCCCUGACCUGAUAUCAAGCUUUCUGUCUUUAUAGCAUUGAGUAUAUAUAUUGUUUGUUGUAACAUAUUUAAAAUGUUUUUAGUUUUAAAUGUUAACUACCAUAUAAAUUAUUGAGUGUUUAUGAUUCUUUUUGGGGGGAGGGGAUUGGGGAGUGAGUUUGUUUGGUCUUAAAGUGGUCCAUGGAUUUCAGAAUGAACUUUAUUUUAGCUGAUUACCCUCUUAGGAACUAUGAAGCACAUGUUAAGUUUGUACUUGACAAGGCUUUAAAAUAGAGUUUUGUGAUUUCUAUCACACAGUCAGCUGGCUCCAGCUAAAGCCCCAAGAUAACGUAGUUUGGACUUGAGUUGGUUGGCGGAGGCUGACAGACAAAGCAUUGCCUCAGCCCUCCGUCGCUCUGCUACUUCACUUUCUUUCCCUUCCACGUGCACUUUCCCACAGACAUUGGAGAAAACGGCGCCAGGUGAAAGAGCAAAAACUCGAACAGAACAACAGACACUAACCCACCCAAAGGGGGAAGUGCCAGGCUCCUGGCUCCAUGAGUGGAGCCGAAGCUGAACGUGACUGUGGUGAACUAGUCUGUGCCUGUCUGCAGCCUGCAUGGGCAUUUGGCCUGGCACAACAAGUGGGACUUUGGUGUUUUCCUGAGAUGCCUGCACCAUGCCCCAUGGAUAGUUACGGGGCAUGUUUUGUUCUUAGCCCUCGCCUCCAGCUCUUCAGGAUGCUAACUUUUGUGUUUUGGGCUGGGCUUUGUUUUGCUGCUCUUUGCAAAGCUGUUUAGCUUAGGGUGUUAGAAAAGCAUCAUGAAACUACAUGUCUCCUACAGUGAUGAAAGGAUGUACUGUCAGGGAAAGGGGCUGAAGCAGAGGGGAGUGAAUGUACUAAUAGGUCUGAAAGAAGCAAACCCCUGGAUCUUGCAGGCUAUUAUAAUGCAGGUGAUGGUUUCAAAGGGAGACAGAAGGUGAAAAUCAGCCGCUUUUCUUUGUGACCCCAUGAGUUCCCUGUGCUGGGUGCAGUCCUGGCUUAUCUGGGUGGGGCACUAAGCAUGUACGUGUGUGGCUUGUUACUUCAGACCACAUGUGGCUGCUUCGGCCUCCCCGCAACUGAAAGACCAAUCACUGAAAAUAAAAUAAGGGUUGGUGCUAAUAGGGAGCACAUCACUGAUCCCUCCCUGCUAACCCAAAACUAUAGACGCCUGGCAGUACAGCACCUAGAUAAAGGAUUAUGGACUUUCUGCACCUCCUGAAAGGAACAGCCCCCCCUUAUGUUUGUAGGGCCGGACUCAGUUGGGACAAAGGGAGAAGGUACAAAAAGAUUGUUCACAAAAUGAGAUGCAAAAUGUAUUGUAUAAAUCUGAGGCCAGAACUUCACAGUUCGAAAGGUCUAGCUUGCAUUCUUGUGCUUUACAAACUAGUAACUAUUUAGCAGCUCUACGCUACACUGCAGGGAAGAAAUUUCACACACUUUUCUAAUUGAGAGAGGUUUUCUUAUUAGGAAAAUUUUUAUUUAUUUUAAUAUAAAAUAAAUCACUGUAAAAACAAACAAUUUUCUUUCGUAAAGCAUACAAAACGUGUACAUUUUUAUCUUUGAAAACUAGGCAGGAGGGUGUGGUGGGUUUGUUUGUUUUUUGUCCUAUUCUGGCACAGUCUACCUCAGUGUCCCAUAAUGCUAUUUUUAAUAUUGUGCAUCUCUAGACUUGAUUAAAUAGUCUGGUCUGGACCUGUUAUGAAUUGGGGAAAAUCAAUAUCAACUGAUUCCAAUACGAGGGACCAUUCACCAGAGGGAUGGGAGAACAGCAAAUCAUUAUUUAUCACUUAACUUAAGCAGUAACGACCAAAGACCCUAUUUGUGGCUCUAAGUAGACAAUGGUCAAAUUUGACUGAUGCAAUUCUCUUAGUUCUGCUAUGAUCAGGAAAAUAUCCUGAUAUGGACAAAAUAGCCAUUUCCAGGGCUAAAUAUUUUAAGUAUUUGGACGUUUUUCCUGAUGCAGUGCCCUGAAAUAGAAUAAAUGGCAUUUGUUUGGAAUACCAUGUGACCAGUGUGGACCAGAUAAUCAACAGUGCAUAAUAGAUCUAGAAUAUCAGGAUUGGAAAGGACCUCGAGGUCAUCUAGUCCAACCCCCUGCUCAAAGCAGGAGCAAUCCCCAACUAAAUCCCCAAAUGGCCCCCUCAAGGAUUGAGCUCUCAACCCUGGGUUUAACAGACCAAUGCUCAGGCCAGUGCUCAAAGCACUGAGCUAUCCCUCCCUCUAGUUUGAGUUGGACAGCUUGGAUCAUGUCCAUGUUCUUAAUUUAUACCAGUGUGAAUCUGGAGUAAAUGAUAGCAAGAUGUGACCCCGAAAGUACAACUUUCUCACCAUAUUGUUGCUUUAGGAACAUUGCAGAAUUGAAGUGAUUGUCUCUGGCUGUUGUUGGCACUGUAGAAGACCUUAUAUGUACACAAAUAUUGGAACCCCGUAUUGGGUUUGGCUAGCUUUAGUUGAUAUUGGUUGGCCCUGUGUAGUGCAUAUGACUUGCAAUGUCCAGCUCUUUGAAGAAGGCAGGGAAUACAUACUGUGUUUUGUGGUCCAGGCAGUCCAUUCACAUGGCAUAAAUACAUGUUCCUCGCAUGGGUUACUUCAAACUUCUUUUCUCUCUCUCUCUCUCUCUCUCUCUCUCUCUCUCUCUGCGUGUGUGUGGGUGCGGGGGUGGGUGUUGAAAUCGAGUUCCUUUAAAAAAAAAAUCAGCUGUUACAGCACUUAGCUUUUAAAGCUGAUGCUUGUUUUUCUGAAGAGGUGAGAAGCACAACUGAAAAUGCUCUGUUAAAGCCCAACGUUUGCUUUGGAAAAUCUUCAUUUUUAGCCCACAAUUGACAUUGUGGUCCAUGCUGUUGAAAUUGUCAUUAUCCUGAAGCGUAUUGGGACUCGGAAGAACCCUGGCAUUGUGUGUUGCUGGGAACUACUCCUGUAACACCAGCCAAGAGGCAGCAGGGCCCGUGCAUGAAUAUAGUUGAUGAGAUCUGUGUGUGGUGGACGAAAGUUUCUGGUUUUGAGCUGUUCCUACUAACUCAUUUGCAGAAAGGGUGUUAGCAAUAAUUGGCUUGUUCCUGGUCCCUGUGGAGCUGUUGCUCUGAUGAACUUAACAGAUUCGUAUCAGAGCUGAAAAUACUGUGACUGUAACAGAAGCACAGGCACAUGCUGAGGGAGAAAUCCUGUUCUUUGGUGAGAGGCAAGGAGGAGGAGAACAGUAGUCCAGGACCCAGGGUGGAAUGGCUCAGGAUGAGCAGUUGCAGCACACUACUGAGAAGCCCUCUUUCUCCUUGUCCAAAACAUGUCUUUCUGGCUAUCAUUGGUACUGAUGACCACAACAUAUGUCUGGAUGGGCCCCCCUUCCUAGCAGUCACCUGAGAACCCGUGAAGCAGGUAGGGAGUUCUCCACAUCCCCCACUGCGAAAGGUGUCCAGCCCCACAAUGUAACACUAUUUCUAAAGCUAGCAAAGCAGAAGAGAUGAGCAGUGAGUCCCUGUGCACUGCCGUCUUUCUGUAAUGCAAACGUUAAAGCGUGAGAACAGACCAGUUUCUCAGAAGCAUUUGCACGUUAAUUCAGUUGCCACUUCCUGAAUGCCUCUUGCAAGGCUGGUGGUACUUCACUUGCAAUACAGCACACCUUGCACUGCAGAAACCUAUCUGCUAGGUUCAAAAAUGUCUGUUGUGGCUGCUUAUAAAUAUUCUGUCCUUGUAAAACAGAAGAGCUGAUUAUGGUAAACUAACUGGGCCAGCAGUGAUUAGGUUAGACAUGUGACAUGAAAUAGACCAAGCUGCAGCUUCACAAUCAUUGAGUAGUAAAGCAGCUACAUCAGAUGGAAAAAGGCUGCUGUUAGGUUGCUAAAGGGUACUCUGGAUUAGGGGUAGUAUAUCUGUUUCCUGUCAAAUUUGUGUUGCAAUAAUGGGACACUUUUGCUUAAUUUUUAGUAUGUUGCAUAUGAUGAUGGUUUCUCUUUGGAAAAUCUCAAAGUUGCUUCCCGUGCUAUUUACCUAGAAUAUGAUGGAGAAGGAGGACAGGAGUGAGGUAGAUACUGUGCCAAUUAUCCUUGAGCCUCAUUUUCUUGGGGAAAGGGGAGAGGAGAGCAAAUUCCCUCUUGAAUAUCACUGUGCUAUGAAGAAGGGGCCUUGAGGAGCACUAAGCCUUCACUACGGAGCUGGUGCCUCCAUAUAUUACUGAGACUGUACACCUGUUUUACAAGUUAGAAAUCAAACCAAAAUUUUUUGUGCCAUAAACGUUUGCUAAAGAGGCUCAUGCUGGGUGCCCAAUCAAUCCAUGUGAGAUGGGUUCCGAGGCUCUGCUCUCGCAUCUCGAAUAAUACCAGAGGAAGCAAGAAAACUGCAGGAGAACCUUUGAUGCUCUUUAUUUCCUAGCCUGCCUCAAAAGCCGCCUGACUAAACUUCUCUUGGAUCUUCUCUUUUACUUGGAGACUAGGUGGGCAUGUUUUAUGUCAUGAACUAAUUGCCUUUGAAAGCACAGCUGGUGCCGCCUAUCAGUUUCCUAUGAGUAGUGUCCAGGGAAAGAAGCGGUUGAAUGAAUUGGAAUCGAGGAAUAGUAACUUCAGAAAUACAUAAAGUCUCUGAGAUAAGAUUAGUUGUUGUUUCAUGAACUUAAUAAAAAGGCCAAUUUUAAUUUAUCUUCUGCUUGGCUCGAUGUUAACUAUCCGAAGAAGUGGGUAUUCACCCACGAAAGCUCAUGCUGCAAAACGUCUGUUAGUCUAUAAGGUGCCACAGGAUUCUUUGCUCCUUCUGCUUGCAUACUGUACACAAAUGUUGAUGUAAGAGCAUUAACAUGCCUCAGCCUGUUCUCUUUUGGCUUGCCUUGUUAUUAAUAUCAUAAGAAUGAGGCCAACACUAAAUUUUCCCUUUGGAAGAAUUUCAAUAUUUGAAAGCAAUUUUAAAACUUCAGUUUUUAUCAAAUACCUGCUGCCAUGAAAUAUGUCCUUUUAAAAAAAAAAAAGAAAACCAUUUGUGUCUUUCCAGAAGAUAAGCACUUAUUCUUGCAGUUUAACAAAUGUACUGCACCACAAAGCAAGCGAUAAGAGUACAGGUGGAGAAGUGGUGAUUUUUAUAUUGUAUAAUAAAGUUAGUAUUAAUUUUUACAGUGUUACUUUUUUUUGCUGAAGUAGUUGCAGUCAGCAAGAAAGAACGUUCCUGAAAGACUUUUUUGUUCUUAACUCCCUAAAUUGUCCAAAAUCCUAGUAAAUGGUUCAUUUCACUCAUUCCAGAAAAUCAUGAUUGAUAGACGCUUUGGCCCAGACUUCAGUGGUUUGAGCAUUGACCUGCUAAACCCAGGGUUGUGCGUUCAAUCCUUGAGGGGGCCAUUUAGGAAUCUGGGGCAAAAAUCUGUCUGGGGAUUGGUCCUGCUUUGAGCAGGGGAUUGGACUAGAUGACCUCCUGAGGUCCCUUCCAACCCUGAUAGUCUAAUUAUUAACUACAUGCCUAACUUUUCAAAGUACUUGAAUAAACCUCAUUGACUUAAAUUAAGGCAUGUUCUUGAGCAACUGGCUGAAUCAGGGCCAGUAUUAACACACUGCAAAAUAUAUUCCCAGUUCAGCUCUGGUUUUGUAUUACAAUUAACAGAAAAAUCUAGGUUGAACUGGGAAAUACUCAACUAGAAAGUCCUUGCGUUUCUCUGAUGUACUAUCCCCCUUGUUACCAAGCACUCUUAUCUCAUUUAAAUUCUCUAAGCAGCACCCAGUAACCCUUCAACACCCAUUACUGAAUAUUUACCCCCACCCCACCCCCAAAGAUGGAAUUUUUAGAGGCCACUUUUGACUUUGGAAGGUUGAAUUAAAAUUUUAAAAUCCUACUUAAAAUUAAAAGCUUUUACCUUUAGCUUUAUGUGAGGUGCAGAUACACUUGUUCGAGUAUCAAAACAGUAGUUUGUGUUUGAGGAACUACACAGAUGUGGGUACUGGUCAUCAGCUUUAUCAAACUCAGCCAAAAGUAAAUAUUGUUCUGCUUGUACCUUAAAUAAACUGAAGGCAAAUUCAGUUAAAUGUUAGGUGAAGUUCUGUGAAGUCUUUAUAUUUUGUGUUUAAUCUUGCUGCUCCUGCCUUCCUUUCUGCACACACAAGGUCCCAGAAUGCUGAUAGUCUUGCAGAUACCUCUUUUUUGAAAUAAAGUAAAGGAUCAAAAUGUGCCAUGGUUUAAAAAAAAAAUUUAAAAAAAGCUUGAUUUAUUUUUUCAAUGUUUUCAUAUAAAAGCCAAGCAGUGACAAGUAUAAAAAAUACCUUUGAAUAUUAAAAUCUUGCUGUGUGUAAAAUAUUGAACAAUUAACUGUUUAUAUUAAAAUUCUGAAUAAAUUAUCCCAGAAUAA
Molecule: messenger RNA, 11188 nt
Organism: Mauremys mutica (yellowpond turtle)
Lineage: Eukaryota; Metazoa; Chordata; Testudines; Geoemydidae
Gene: INSR
Product: insulin receptor
Exons: 21
Coding region: 69-4043 (1324 amino acids)
Biological process (GO): multicellular organism development; positive regulation of MAPK cascade; glucose homeostasis
Cellular component (GO): membrane; axon; insulin receptor complex
Molecular function (GO): phosphatidylinositol 3-kinase binding; insulin receptor activity; ATP binding
Source: RefSeq, a predicted model, not a curated record